This is a messenger RNA of Rotaria sp. Silwood2, 492 nucleotides long. Lineage: Eukaryota; Metazoa; Rotifera; Eurotatoria; Philodinida; Philodinidae. The record is from the annotation of a GenBank genome assembly.
AUGAAUGGACUAUUACGACGUGGACACAUCUAUUUAAAUGAUCCAACAAUUAUUUAUCACGAACCUGUUGCAGUCAAUGGAAUUCAACAACAGCCAUCUGUAAUACCAUUUCAAUUUAUUCAACAGUCAGAUGUUCGUCAAGCACACACAUUACAACAGAGAACAACAUAUACAGAACAUCAAAUAAAUGAUUUAAUAUCAAAAUGUCGAGUAUUCUUAUUAACUUUACUUAAAUUAACUGAAAAACAAUCACGAGAAAAAUUACCCAUAGUUCGAUCUUGUAUUCAAGACCUUUUGGACGACACUAUAGAUCCUGACACAUUUGUUCAACGACUUCAAACACUGUAUACAACUCAGCCACAUUCAUCAAUCGUUCUAUUUUUUAAAUUAGCAUUACCACAUAUGCGUCAGAUUGUUAAAAAUACAUUCGGUCGUCCAAUAACUAUUGAAUUAAUAGAAAGACUUCGUUUACCAACAAAUAAGAGUAAAUGA